CACAAUUAAAGCACACAUAUUCGUCCAGUAGUAUUGGGGCGGAAUUACAGACACACACUGUUCCAGAUUCUCCAGCUGAUCUGAGGACAGAGAGCUAUCGGCAUGCGACAACAUCAGACGCACACAGGGGUGAGUUAAACGUGCAGUUCCAGGAGACAAGGCACAGCCCAGAUGGCUUCCACGGCAGUCAGCCAUGGGCCCCGACUGGACAAAGACUGGGCAACCUGCCACUCCCACGGACUGGGAAAGGCCUGGCUGUGGUCAUGUCAGGCAUCAUUGAUGUCCUGAAGGAUUCAAGGUCUCCAGAAGGUGCUGCACAGCAGUUCUGGCGUGUCUUUGAGCUUUACUUGGACAGCAUCCGCCCACACAAGAAUGAAAAGGGCAGAAUCCGUCAAGACUUGCUGCCACCCAUGGGUGCUUGGAAUGGCUACUUCAUGGCCUUGGCAGCGGAUAGGCAGGGAUACCACAAGGUGUACCGAGCGGUCCAGAUAGCAGAGCAAGAGUUCGACUUCAACCUGUCGCACCUGGCGUACUCCAAUGUGCUCAGGGCAUGCAGCCUGCAUGAUUCUAAGGAGUCUGCAGAAUUUGCCUUGAAGAUUGUCAAAGGCUUCGGGGAGAGUCCGCAGGGUGCGGGGAAGAAGGCCCUCAAUUUUGCAGCGCUGGCGUGCAGGAACGCAGGGAUGGUAGAUGAUGCGCUAAGGCUGCUGAAGGAGAUCAGGGAGAGGUAUCCUCAGGCGCUGCAGGCCGACUUCCAUGUGAGGAGGACCCACGAGAGUAUCUUCGCCGUGUGCGGUCAGCCGGAUCGGCUAGAUACUGCCAUGGAAGUGGCAGAGCUGAUGCAGCAGUACAGCUGGGUCAUCCCAAGAACCCCAGCUGCGGCGGUGCUGCGGGUGGCGCUGGCGGAGCGCAGGGAUCCGGAGUGGCUGCUGCGCAUGCUGGGCUGGCUGCCGCUGCCGGCCGGGGCGGAGCGCCGAGUUGAGGGGCCCUUCCUGGAGGAGGGACUGGCGAUGGGCCUCUUGGCGGAGGCUGCGCGGCGCGGCCACGUGGGCCUGGCCCUGCGCGCGUGGGACUUCCUCGAGUACUCCCUGCUGCCCCUCGACCUGCCGGCCACCCCCGACCGCUGGCAGGGACGCAGGGAGGGGUCUGAGGAGGUGGAGGCGUCGGAGAGCGCUGCAGCAGGAGGGAACGCUGAGGAAACGGGCGGAGUGCCAGACGCGCAGGCACUGCUGCCGAUCAACAAGCCCAGCAUUGCGGCCUUCCAAAGCCUCAUAGACACCUUUGCCAACGCGCGCGAUAUCAGGCAGGCGUUCCGCAUGGUGUGGCAGCUGCAGCAGGUGCACCCGGAGCGGCCGGACGCUGUGGCAUUCGAGACGGCGCUGGCCACACUGGUCAAUGCCGCGGCAGAGUCCCCUGAGGCUGCCGAUGCAGCCUACUACGAGCUGGAGGACAUGCAUGUUAAGGGGGAGCCGGUGAGCGGGCCCAUGCUGGACUGCGUGGUGGCGGCAUGCAGCCAGAUGGGCGACCUGGGCCGCGCGUUUGAGACCUUUGAGGCGUACGGUGCUCUGGGAAUGAAGCCAGACGCGCAGGCCUACAACGCCGUCCUCAUGGGCUGCAUCCACCACGGCAUGACAGCCUCGGUGCCCAAGAUCUUGGAGGAGAUGGAGGCAUCAGGGGUUGCCUUCAACGCGCUGACAUGGUCCCUGCAUGUGGAGUACCAUGUGGUGCAGGGCGGUGCGCGGGCGGCCGCGGCCGUGCAGCAGGCAGCCCUGGACGCAGGCUUCCAGAUCCGGCCGUCCUCCCUUGAGAUGCUCAUCGCACGCUGCGAGCGCAAUGGAGAGAUUGCACUCCUUGAGCACUUUGCAAGUAUGCAGAGGACGAAGGGGACCAAGGACACAUACAUGGAUCUUUCCAAGCUCCUGCGGUGGCGAUGGAAGGGCCGCGGUGACAUGCAGAUGCUGACCGGCAGCAGGAAAUUCGCACCACGAGCAACUUAUCGGCCAUGGAUCCCCCCAGAAUUUGAGGCGGUUCAGUGA
Coccomyxa subellipsoidea C-169 is the source of this 2033-nucleotide messenger RNA. RefSeq lists its product as hypothetical. NCBI's taxonomy places the organism in Eukaryota, Viridiplantae, Chlorophyta, Trebouxiophyceae, Coccomyxaceae. The coding region runs from base 264 to 2033 and encodes 589 amino acids. The transcript has 12 exons. The record is from RefSeq and is a predicted model, not a curated record. Gene Ontology annotation, molecular function: protein binding.